CCAAAUAUAACUUUUUUUACUUUUUGAUGGAGAGCUGACAGCUUGAAGUGUGGAUGUGAUAUCGUUUCGAAUAGAAAUCGAAGAAAAGUCAAGUGGGUUGUCAACAUUCGAUUUAUUCAAGUCACUUCUCACACUCAUGUAAUUUUGGCAUACUCCCUUAUUCCGGUACCUACUCUGACGAUAGCGAUAUAGUUAGAGUGUUUACCGCUCCGCCACCCGUUUCAAAGAUGGAAAGCAAAUUAAUUAUAUAUUUUGCUUGUAGCGUGCACGGUGUAUUUGAUUGGAGUUCGUAAAACACUUCUAAUGAAGUGUUGAUGGACUUGAAAAAGUUUGCUACAAUAAUCGUUGGGAUCACUUCCUAUAUUGAUGAGAUUCGUGAGUGCGCAUGAAGUUUUGUGAGAACUUUUGUUAGUACUCUCAGUUUCGCGUCCUCGCCUGUUAGGACUUUAACGAUUUCUUAUACUUAUGGAGGUGGGAGCAUCUAUCGAAAUUGGGUUUCCUCAUCCUGUAAAUGAACAAGUUUGAGACGCGCUUCUUGCAACUAUCAAUCCUUGUGUUGGAAAUCCAGAUCUUAGCUUAGCAUUGUGUGACUUAAAUAAUAGCAGUGCGUACCUGGUUCUGACAGUGAGAUUUCAGUUUUACAAAGUGCGACUUAACUCAUCCAAGAGAUCGUUACUUAUGCAGCCGAUAUGGGAAUUCCGGACUAAAUAUAUUGCAAUAACUGUCAAACAUGAAUUGGAGGACAUCAUAACGCAAACGUCAAGUUUUACUGUGAAUCUGUACAGCUCGCUUAUCAAGUCUGUUUGCAUGUCGAGUUAACUGUGACAUAGUUUCUGUCUGUCUCCUUCAUUGUUACCGACUUGGGACACACAUCAUUCGGAAUUCCGGGAACUACGGUCCAAUGCAUUUUGCUGCAGUGCAAUCACCAAGUUUGACUCAAGAUUUUUAUCUCUCGACGUGAUGCGAGACUCCUAUGCUAGAAAAUUUGUUUCAUUGCCGGCAUGCACGUCUUCGCAUCCUCUUCCAAAAGACCGAUGCAAGCUACUUGAGAUACUCGUAGCAUUAGAAUAUUAUUGUCAAAAUAUCCCAACCAAAACACGAUCUAUUCGCCGACGCAAUCUCAUUUCUCACUAUUAUUCAACCGAUCAAGGAAAGCUCUCUUACGCUAAAAUUGCAAGUGUGGCCAAGGUGUCGUCCGAUUCGAUUGGGCUAGCUUCAACAUAGAACAUAAUCCGCACAAGGCGGUUACAGCCUCACAUCUCAAAAAUGCAGAUGCGCAGUCGUCUCGAAAAGAAAUGAAACAACAUUCAAGUGGGUCGUCAAGGUUCUUAUUCAGUCGAACGACUCGAGAGCUUCAAUGAAUACUGCGGAUCCACUUCUCGUACUCGUGUAUUAG
Messenger RNA from Plasmopara halstedii, 1396 nucleotides. RefSeq lists its product as uncharacterized. The record is from RefSeq and is a predicted model, not a curated record. Lineage: Eukaryota; Oomycota; Peronosporomycetes; Peronosporales; Peronosporaceae.